AUGCCUUUAUCCCACAUUAUCAUCACUGACUAUGACGCUGCUGCGCGCGCUGCAUUGACGGCUACCUUCCCGGACUCGCAGCUACAGGUCUGUACGUGGCAUAUCAUGAAGAACAUCACUACAAAUGCGAAGAAGCGCUGGCUUGGCGACUAUGACGAUGACGACCCAUUUGACCCGCCGCAAGAGCCCCAAGGCGAUGAAGACCCCGGGCGCUCUGCUGCUGCCGGAGCCACUGCCGGAAAAAGAGGCCCUUGUGCCUUCACAACAGCUUUCCGGUCCGUAAUGUAUGCCCCGACCGAGGACGAGUUCAACAGCCGCUGGGACAUCGUCAAAGGCGCCUUCUCAGACCAGCACAUUAUUCUUAGGUAUGUGGAAGAGGUCUGGAUGCCUGUACGAACACAAUGGGCGCGCGCUUGGGUCUGCCGUUACCGCAACUGGGGCCACACAACGACCUCGCCUUGUGAACCCCUUCACUCAAGCUCUCGCACCUUCCUUCGCAACGGCCAGUCGAAUCUGCUUGAAUUAUAUCAUGCCUUGCAACUACAAGCCUCAACCUCACGAGAACACCAUGAUCGGACCGUUGAGCGCGAAUCACGACGGACUCGCGACCCGUUCCGGCUACCAUUAUAA
Messenger RNA from Hirsutella rhossiliensis, 630 nucleotides. RefSeq names its product MULE transposase domain-containing protein. The record is from RefSeq and is a predicted model, not a curated record. The transcript has a single exon. NCBI's taxonomy places the organism in Eukaryota, Fungi, Ascomycota, Sordariomycetes, Hypocreales, Ophiocordycipitaceae. The coding region runs from base 1 to 630 and encodes 209 amino acids.